ACAUUUAACCCAAAGAGGCUGUACCAUGGACUGCAAAGAAAGCUGCCCAAGUGUUAGCAUCCCAAGCUCUGAUGAACACAGGGAGAAAAAAAAGAGGUUCACCGUUUAUAAAGUAUUAGUUUCAGUUGGAAGGAAUGAAUGGUUUGUCUUCAGGAGAUAUGCUGAAUUUGAUAAGCUUUAUAACACACUAAAGAAACAGUUUCCUUCUAUGACAAUGAAGAUUCCCGCCAAAAGAAUAUUUGGUGAUAAUUUUGAUCCAGAUUUUAUUAAACAGAGAAGAGCAGGACUGAAUGAAUUCAUUCAGAAUUUAGUUAGACAUCCAGAUCUAUGCAACCAUCCAGAUGUCAGAGCAUUUCUUCAAAUGGACAGCCCAAGACAUCAGUCAGAUCCAUCUGAAGAUGAAGAUGAAAGAAGUAUUCAGAAGCUACACUCUACCUCACAGAACAUCAACCUGGGACCAUCUGGAAAUCCUCAUGCCAAACCAACAGAUUUUGAUUUCCUUAAAGUUAUUGGAAAAGGCAGCUUUGGUAAGGUUCUUCUUGCAAAAAGGAAACUAGAUGGAAAAUUUUAUGCUGUCAAAGUGUUGCAGAAAAAAAUUGUUCUGAAGAGGAAAGAGCAAAAACAUAUUAUGGCUGAACGUAAUGUGCUCUUGAAAAAUGUGAAGCAUCCAUUUUUGGUUGGAUUACAUUAUUCAUUCCAGACAACUGAAAAGCUUUAUUUUGUUCUGGAUUUUGUAAAUGGAGGGGAGCUAUUCUUUCACUUGCAAAGAGAACGGUCCUUUCCAGAACACAGAGCCAGAUUUUAUGCUGCAGAAAUUGCCAGUGCUUUGGGCUACUUGCAUUCUAUAAAAAUAGUAUAUAGAGACUUGAAACCAGAAAACAUUCUUUUGGACUCAAUAGGACAUGUUGUUUUAACAGAUUUUGGGUUAUGUAAAGAAGGGAUUGCUAUAUCUGACACAACUACAACAUUUUGUGGGACACCAGAGUACCUUGCACCAGAAGUGAUCAGAAAACAGCCUUAUGACAAUACUGUAGAUUGGUGGUGCCUUGGUGCUGUUCUGUAUGAAAUGCUGUAUGGGUUGCCUCCAUUUUACUGCCGGGAUGUUGCUGAGAUGUAUGAAAACAUACUCCAUAAACCUUUAAAUUUGAGGCCAGGAGUGAGCCUCACUGCCUGGUCCAUUCUGGAAGAACUUCUGGAAAAAAACAGACAAAAUCGACUUGGUGCCAAAGAAGACUUUCUUGAAAUUCAAAAUCAUCCUUUCUUUGAAUCACUCAACUGGACUGACCUUGUUCAAAAAAAGAUUCCACCACCAUUUAAUCCUAAUGUGGUUGGACCAGAUGAUAUCAGGAACUUUGAUGCAGCCUUUACUGAGGAAAUGGUUCCAUAUUCUGUUUGCAUAUCUUCUGACUAUUCCAUAGUGAACGCCAGUGUUUUGGAGGCAGAUGAUGCAUUCGUGGGUUUCUCUUAUGCGCCUCCUUCCGAAGAUUUGUUUUUAUAAGAGUCAACAAUCAGAAAACACCAGGAAGUACAAACCUAAGGAUCAAAGUGAAAUUUUUCUAUGUGGGAAAAUAUUCCAAAAUGCGUCUUAACUAGUGCCUCAUUUUUAUAUGUAAAGUUGGAAUCUUUGAAAACUUUUUUUCUGCUGUACAUGAAAAAAAAAUAGGGCAUUUCAGAAAGCUGAAAGCUUUGUUACUCUUAUUAAGAUUAUUUUUAAAGAAAUACUUUUGUAUUACAAACAAUAGUUUGUAAACUAUUCUUUACAUUGACCUGUUUUUAAGCAAAAAAUAAAAAGUUUGCUGUUGACUGUUGUUUUUCCUUAUAGGUUUACACUAGUAUCUCUCCAGAAUUAGCUGUUUUCAACAGCUCCAGCAGUUCAGUAUAAUGCUUUUCAAUUCUGCGCUUCAUCCCCAUCGUGAUUUUGAGUGAAAUGUUAUAACUAUGCAAUUAUCUUUUGUAUUUGUUAUUGGAAAGGAAAUGACACAUUGCCAUAUUAAAUCACUGUUUGAGAUCUGGAGUACUUUUCAGUAUUAAAAUGGAAAUGCAUUAGUUAACAAAACAUGUUGGUCUAUAGCUAAUUUUGAUGACCUUUCAUUCUGCAGAUCUCUAAGGAUUAAAAACAGAAAAUCCCUUGUCUCAAACACACUGGCGUUCAAAUUGGCAUGUGAUUUUUUUUUUUCCCAUACAAGAAACAGAAAAUAAAUUGCUCAUAUUUCUCGAGCAUUCCAAAGAUGUCAAGGGUAGGACAAGUAUUAUAGACUUUGUGUAUGUGAUACUGAAACAAUCUUUUUUUCUCUGCACUAUAUCAUGCAUUUAAAAUUUGUAUUUCUGUUUUCAGAUUGUUAAG
Molecule: messenger RNA, 2344 nt
Organism: Gracilinanus agilis (Agile Gracile Mouse Opossum)
Lineage: Eukaryota; Metazoa; Chordata; Mammalia; Didelphimorphia; Didelphidae
Product: serine/threonine-protein kinase Sgk3
Exons: 16
Coding region: 26-1498 (490 amino acids)
Biological process (GO): protein phosphorylation
Molecular function (GO): phosphatidylinositol binding; ATP binding; protein serine/threonine kinase activity
Source: RefSeq, a predicted model, not a curated record